Molecule: messenger RNA, 1922 nt
Organism: Cynoglossus semilaevis (tongue sole)
Lineage: Eukaryota; Metazoa; Chordata; Actinopteri; Pleuronectiformes; Cynoglossidae
Gene: ccdc78
Product: coiled-coil domain containing 78
Exons: 15
Coding region: 240-1922 (560 amino acids)
Cellular component (GO): cytoplasm
Source: RefSeq, a predicted model, not a curated record
AUAUUAGGGCGGGACGAAUGGAGAUGAAAGCCAAUCAGAACGAACCACAUCGUGUGUCUGUUUGAUCACUCCAAAACAGGGCCACAGCUGCGGCAAAUUAAAAGUUUCAAAACUGGCUUCACUCGUUAGCAGCGAUUUCCCAUAAUGCACACAAACAGAGGGCAAAGCAACUUGUUGUUGCUGCGGGCUACAGUGGUUGUAAAUCUGUGAUCAGCUGCAGCUCAGUACAGUGAAUAAAGAUGGAGACUAACGCACAGCAAGCAACUAUUAAUGAAGUUCAGAAGAAACUCCAGGCUCUGACAGAAGAAAAUCGUCAGCUUUGUGACAGAAAUGAACGUCUCAUUGCCAAAGUGGGCUACCUGGAGGGCCGACUGGGCCACUUGGCCAGCUCCAACACAGACCUGUCCUGUAGACUGAUCCAGAGUGAGGAGGAAAAACUGAAGAUUUCCAAAGAGCUUGUGGAGGAAAAACUUCAGACCAACAGGUUCAGAGAACACUUUGAAGAAGAGAAGUUUGAGCUGAAAAACAAGAUAUUGACCAAGGACAGUACGAUUGCAGAGCUGCAGCUGGAACGAGACCAGUUGUCCAGAGAACUCCAGUCUGUGGAAGCUCGACUCAAAGUGGGAGACAAGAGCGGCCAGGAGCUGACGGAAGAGUUCACCUCUCUGAAGAACAGCUACCUGGUACUGAUGGACGCUCAUAAGAAAGAGCUAGCUAACAGUGAGAACCUGAGUAAGGAGCUGCUGACACUGGCCCAGGCUCAGGACGCCCUCCGGCGACAGCUAGAGGAACAGCAGCAAAGUGUCAACACCACCACCCAGGGCCUUCAUGGAGAACUGGAGAGAGUGAAAGCCUUGAUCAGCAACAUGUCAUGUAACAGAGUUCAGCCUGAAGAUUUGGCAGCAUUGGACCAGGAGCAAAAAACGCUUCUGGGGAACCAGGGUGAAAUGAAGGAGAUGCUGCAGAGCCUGAGGGACAGUUACCAGGAGCAGCAGAGGAAGUUGGAGGAAAAAGUGGCAGCAAUGAGCAGGGAGCGCCAGGAGAACCGGGAACUGAUCCGUAACAGCCAGAAGAGACUGUCUGGGCAGAGCGCCGCCCUGCUGUGUUACCAGAACCAAGUGAAGGAAGUCGAGGAGCAGAACUCGCAGCUUCAGCUCCAGGUCAAAGAGCUGAAUGAAGAAUAUCGUGCGAGGCUGGUGUGUUACAUACAGGACUUGACUCUGUACGUUGAUGGCCUUGGGGAAGGUAAAAGUCCAGCAGGAACAAAGAUGAGAACGUCUGUGGAGAACAUGCUGCAGGACGUGCGAUCCACCUACAGGGUCAGAGAAGAACAGCUGACCUCGGCUGCUCGCUCCUAUAAGAAGAGACUGCAGAAGAUCGCCAGGACCCACCAGGCUCUGCUCAUCAUGUACAGGGUCCAGAGGGAGCAGAUCUUAGCCAGACCAGACACUGGCCUUGACCCUGGACCUCCGGAGGCUGAGUUCAGCCUAGAGCAGAGUGAGCUGAGAGGUGACACGGAGACGGAGCUCCAACACCUCCGUCAGGACAAGGCCAGGCUGGAGAUGGAGCUGCAGGCGUCCAGAGAGGAGAUGGCUGCCCUUAAAGUACCUUUCGAAAAUACUCCGUCUUCUCAGGGCACGGUACGAGUGCAGCAGAUGUGUGAGGAAUCCUGGCUAGACAUGAGGACACAGCUGAGGGAACUCACUGACUCCACGCUGUUGGACUCAGAGAAGGAGCGAGCGGCUCUCCUCAGCAGAGCAGCAGUAGCAGAGGCUCAGGUGUCAGAGCUGCAGGACUACGUCAACAACCACCUAAGCAGAUAUAAACAAGAGAUUGAACAUCUCCGCAGACUCCACAGAGGGAAAGUGGCAGGACCUGCACAUUGCACAUUCAUCACUGCAGUAGGAAAACUGAACAACUGA